Molecule: messenger RNA, 2620 nt
Organism: Marchantia polymorpha subsp. ruderalis
Lineage: Eukaryota; Viridiplantae; Streptophyta; Marchantiopsida; Marchantiales; Marchantiaceae
Source: the annotation of a GenBank genome assembly
GGGUGUGCAUUGUCCACUUGGUAUCGCGAUGUACCUCGCGCAAUCGACCAUGAUUUGGUGGAUGGGCGAAGCUUCGCGCACGUAGUCAAGCUUCUUGUGCGGUCGUAGUCUAGAAUCUCAUGGAGCGGCGGAAUGUGGAAGUGCAGCUGCGGGAUCUGCUCGAUUGUAAUGUGCAAGGAUCUGGUCCAGGAAAAUUCGAGCUCGGUUUUGGCCUGUAGAGAGAAGCCCGAGCGAUCGAAUUGAGUUGCGUCGAUCUCUUCAACGGGGUCGCUUUGCCUUGGGCAUGGGUGUUGGAGCCUUUGAUUCUCAGGCGCACUUAAAUUGGCGAGGUGGGCCUAUCCCGCGGAACAACUGAGAGUUGUUAGUGCGGGGGAAGUCUUCGGAUUUCUGUGUUCGAAUGGCUAUGGCUCUUCGAUCUAGAGUUAGGUCCCAAUUGUACACUUCUACAAAAGAGUGUAGGAGAAGCAGAUGUCCAUCAUGGAUUUUUGGAGCGCAGUCGGAUUACCAUUCCAACCAACUGACCGGCAGAGGGUACGUGCCUGAGUCCCAGCAGUUCUCUGGAAAUGUAUCUGGAUCGAAAUCGAGGUGUUUUGUUCAGCUCGGAAGCAAAAACAUUGCCUCAUCGUCGGCGGAAAUCAGGCUGGCAAUUCGGGAACCCCUGCAGCCCAGGCAUAUUUUUCAGAGGUCUUUUAGUUCAGAGACUCAUGUAGAUGCAAAAGCUGAGGAGGAUCCAAAACAAACCGGGAAAAACGUGUGGGAAUGGGAAUUAGCCCCUGGCGAUCUGGAAGUGCUAGAAAAUAAUUUGGGAUCGGCGAGUUCUCCUGAUGAAUCAGUAGGGAAUCUAUAUUUGAGAUUAGCCUAUGAGUAUGUCGUAACAGGUGAAAGUCCUGAGAAGAUUCUCAGGUGCGCUGAGCAAGCUCUCAAAAUUUUUAACAGCAAGCCGGCGGGAGAAGGGGACUGGGAAUCGGGGCGGCUGGGCUUGACCUACCAUAUGAUCGGAUUAACUUACAUCAAGACAGAGGAGUUUGAGAAGGCUCUAACCUACUUGCAGAAGUCGCGUGCUAUUCUGGAGGACUACAUGUCGAAACAACCCCCUGCCGAUCAGGGAACAGAGGAGUUGAGAAUCACAAAUUUCUCCAGCAGUGUAUUGAUAGGAGAAGCACUGUCCAGUAUGGGAAAGCCUGACGAAGCUGUUACACAUCUAAGAGUUGCUGUCAGGGAGCAAGAAGCUCUUCUGGGCAGCGAUCAUGUAAAUUUGGGAAGUAGUUAUCGACUAAUUGCCGAAACUUUGACGAACGCGAUGAAGUACGACGAGGCUUUGCCUUCUAUUCAGAAGGCCAUCGAAAUUCAUGCCAAGGCGAAUGGAGAUGAGUCCGUGGAGGUAGCCGUGGACAGAAGGGUCCUUGCCGUGAUUUAUAUCGGGCUUGAACAGCAUGAAGAGGCUCUAGCGCAACACAAGCUCGUGAGGAAAAUCCUUGCCGGGACAGACCUCAGUAGCCAAACUGUGUUCGUUGACAUUGCUACAGCCGACACGGAGAUCACGUUGGGGAAGUAUGAUGAUGCCAUUGCAUCACUGGAGACUGCAGUGAAACAGGUGGAACACGGUUCUGCAAUGCAUGCCUUGGCUCUGGUGAACCUCGCUAAAGUCCAUGAACGUCAGGGUAAGAAAGAUGAUGCGGACAAGUACGCCCAGCAAGUAAUCCAAAUCUUGGAGAAGAAGGUUCUUACGAACAGCGAUCCUUUGGCAGUAGCAGAAGGAUACACGGAGCUUGCGGCUUUGUACGAGAGAUUGACUAAGACAGAGAGAGCGAUCGAGAUGCUGAAGAAGGCACAUUCCAUCUAUGCCCCUAUUCCACAUCAAAGGCACGCCGUUGCAGGAACACAGGCACAAAUUGGUAUGUUGCUUCUCUUCACAGGAAAAGUAGCGGAAGCUGUUCCUCAUUUGGAAAAUGCUGUGGAGACUUUAGAAGAAACCGUGGGUGAACAGAAUUACGCUCUAGCAAUGGUUCUCAAUCAGCUGGGCGUUGCGAAUUUGGAGCUCGAAAGACUGGAGGAUGGCAUCACACACUUCGAGCGAGCCAAAGGAAUUUUUGAUGAGGUCCUUGGCGCGGACCAUGAUGAUACGAUUGCUGUGGCUCGAAAUCUUGUAAACGCGAACUUUCUACUUGACCGUCUGGACGAAGCCAUCAAAUACCAGGAGGAAGUUGUUCGUGCAUGGGAGAAGAAGGACGACGAAGACGAGUUCAAGGGAAUGCUAGGCGAUGCCCGAAUGGAGCUGAUGCAGUUGAAAAAUCAGAGACAGGAAACCUGUCAGCCGUGAAUAUGCCGCACCCACGGCCAUUAACCUUGGACAAACCGGGUGCAUUGUCAAUGAUAAGGCUAGCACCCACAAUACUAUAGAAUGUGACUUGACUAACCGUGCUGGUUAGGACAACUACCAAUUUUGAUCUCAUUGUAGCGAAGUAUCUUCGACUCAAGCAGGACGAAGAUUUUUGUUUAGAUUCCAAUAGCUUUGUAAAUGACCUUCGUCUGAGCUAAUAAGAAUACAGAAACGUUGUGAUUUGACUACCUGCUUGUUCUAAAAAUUCUUCAGCUUUGAAUCGAGAUUCCAGCUGAAUUU